This is a messenger RNA of Sphaeroforma arctica JP610, 4017 nucleotides long. RefSeq lists its product as hypothetical. Lineage: Eukaryota; Ichthyosporea; Ichthyophonida. The transcript is spliced from 6 exons. Gene Ontology annotation, biological process: regulation of RNA splicing. Gene Ontology annotation, molecular function: mRNA binding. The annotation marks the transcript as partial. The record is from RefSeq and is a predicted model, not a curated record. Gene Ontology annotation, cellular component: nucleus.
GGGACUUCACUAAUCCCUCGUUGCCCAUCGGAGCGGACUUUGGGCUUCACCACCACCCGGUGCACGGAUACGACAACAUGUGGUUAGGAGCCGGCAUGCGGGUGGGACCUUCACAACCGUGUGUGCUCCAAGUGCGCAAUCUCAACACUGAGUUGGUUACUCCAGAUAUUCUCUUUACACUCUUUGGCGUGUACUCGGAUGUGCAACGGGUUAAGAUUCUGUACAAACAGCCCGAGUCCGCUCUGAUACAAAUCAAGGAGAACAUGCAGGCGUAUCUAGCUAUGAUCCAUCUUAACGGCGUGCCCUUAUUUGGAAAAGAUCUGCACAUUGUUCAAUCACGCCAUCCCGAAGUUCGGCUCUCGUCGCAUCACACUCACCAUCACGCACACAGUCACCAGCGCGCCACUGAGAUGCCAGAGAAGAGCACGGAAGGAAUGCCAAGAAUAUCCGGAAUGUACUCCCAGAAUUCGUUGAACGACUCCCGUUUCGGCGGGCUCUGUGGCGGAGAAAACGGGGGAGACCAAGCACCACACCAACAUCCAGACAACCACAAAUUAACACCUACACAGGCACACAUCAGUGCUCCAUGCAGUAUGGUCACACACCCACACACAAACGAACACGCACGCGCGCGUGCAUCGAAGCAGAAGCCAUUCCAAGCCUACGGACGUAGCCAUAUCACCGCCAUCGGUACCGAUUCGUCUAGUCCCACUGCCGAUAUCACCCCAGACAGUGCGCUCAAUGCGAGCCUCAAUGUGGGAGGGAGUUGGGAUGUGACGGGUCAGUUUGUACCGAACUACAACCAACACGCACACUUGUACGCAGCGACUCUUGAUACCGUCACGGACAACGGUAAUACUGCCGAGAAUCUAAAACCCAGCGGCAUGUCUACCAUGGGUAGUGUGGAUGUAGGUAUGGGAUGGGUAGAGUCUACGGGCACUUUCGCACCCACUACCAAAUAUGGGCGUGGUCGUGGGGCGCGCACACGGGAAGAGCGGCUGCACCAAUCAAAACAGCGCACGCAGCAGAUGCAGGGUAACCAUGGUAUUCAGGGACAGCUGACUGGAGGCAGUUCGAAGGCACAGCCUAAUGGGGAGGCACAUACAAACGUACACACUCCUGUACAUCACAGACACGAGAAAGCACAGACACAGCCAUACACAUCACGCUCAGAUAGCUUGCAAUCCCUACCAGAGAAUAGCCGCCAGAAACAGGGCGUGUUGACUGCCGCGGACAUCGUCGCGGGACGGGGUGGCAAGGGCCGGGGAGAGAGUUUGGUGAAAACAACUGUUGGAAAGGGGAGCACAUCCCACAAGUCACCCGCAAAGGCCCUUGCACGCGGGAGUAUGGGUGCGGAAGAGAGUGCAUCCCUGAAGAUAGUGACUGAUGAGAUGGGGGCCACUGGCGCGAGAGGAAUUGUACAGACAGCCACCCACACAGACGCGGAUACGAUUGCGGAUGUAGCUAUGCUGUCUUCAGGUCGGGGCUGUGUGAGCACCGGCACCGCAAACCAAGACUACAGCGUUGUCAUGACAACCAGUGAUUUGGAAGUCGGUGACACGAGCGGGGUGGAAUCCUUGGACAAAGAUACAAAGGGCGCACUCGCAAACGAUGUACCAGCACAAGCCACUGUAUCAGGAACGAGUGCUCAUAGCCUACCAAGCAUGCUCAGCAGCCAAGACGGAACCUCAAAAGUGCUUAGCAACCUGAAAACAGUGCAUUCUGAGACAGAAAGCAGCUCUGCUGGAUCAGAGCUUGGAGGCGCGGAUUCCAUGGCAACGGAGGGCGAAUGUAGGUUCCACGAGACACCAACAGAGGAUUCAGAGAACGAGUCGGGUGUAUUCGGUGUGUCGAAUGAUGGUAGCGGUGUUGUGGAAAACGCAUGUCAAGUGGAAAGCGAAAGCCACGGUGCCGGCGAAGCCCAAAACUUGGCACCACGCACUGUAUCGGCUGAGGGGGAGGCGGACGCUCUCAGUCACGACGAUGCAGCUACUCUGCCCAAUGCGCACGAGACGGGUCAAACCGCAACAACCACAAAAGCUGCAGGAAAUGCGGAAGCCGCAGCAGCCGCAGAUACCGCGCAGGUGACAAUGGUCAAAGCUCAAUAUGUCAUGGUCGCCGACGCGGGUGGCUUGGAGGUGGGAGAAACUCUGGGGGACGCGCGAAACUGCCAUGGAGCGAAAUCUACGUCCGAAGUUGUCAGUGACGAAGUGGCGGGGACUGAGAAGCACGAAGAUUUGGAUCGAGAAAACUCGAAUGUGGGUGUGAUUGGGCACACGAAUAGCGAGAUUUCCGAAGGCGAAAAGACCGGAACGGAUCAGUCACACUCUCAGGCUCAAAUGAUGGUACCGAGUGAUACGCUGAAGCGCAAGGAUACUACAACGGGCGAGAUGGGUGGGACUUCGAAGUCCGACACAGUUGUAAACAAAGAGAACAGAGAAGGAAUAUAUGCUUGUUCAGGGGAAGGUACGGACACUCCAUCGGGUUCCGAGGCCGAUAGUACCACAGAUGCAACAAUGACUGCCGCGGAAGGUAGCCACCAGAGUACAGAUAGUGCCAGCAAUACGGAAUCGAAUAGUAAAAGCAGGAGUGAUGGCAAUACUCCCGAUAGGAGCAAAGCGAAAAUUGCAAGUAUGACCAAUAGUAGUUUCACCGAGAGUGCUGAUGAUUCCAACGCUGUACAGAGUGGUAGCAACGAGGCGGCAGUUACAGCUGGCCUAGAGGGCAAUGUCCCUAUCACUUCCGAUAACACAACCCCUGACAACCCAGCCGCUACAACUACCACAACAACAAACACACACGCAACCACAAAUACAAACACAAACACACGCACCAACACGAGCAAGAGGAAGAAGCGUUCGGCGAAGGCACGCUCACAGAACGCCAACAACAACGAAAAUGCGCUGUGCAAGGACUACAGCAAAUCAUCUCUACACCGCUUCCGGAUUAUAGGCUCGAAGAAUUACGGGAACAUUGCGCCCCCGUCAAGUACAUUGCACCUGAGUAACAUACCCGCAGACACCCCCGAAACUGAACUGAAAGAGCUGUGCUCACGGUUUGGCACGGUCAUUGGCCUGAGAUUCUUUCCCACUCCACGCGAUACCGAGCGGAUACGUUUGAUGGCGCUGGUUGCCUACACUUCCAAAGGACAGGCAGUAGACGCGCUGGUGAGACUGCAUAACCACCAGAUUCACGACAACAUGCAUUUGCGCGUGUCCUUCUCCAAGACGGCGUAUUGAGCCAUAUUGUUUGGAGGAUAUAAUAAAACACACGGGGAGGACUAUUGUAUAGAUGUGGCUGCCUCCCGGUACACAGAUUAUACGCACAGUGCUUAUGUUGUGUAUAUGUAUAGAUGCAUGUGUGUGUAUGAAUAGAGGCUCCGUCAUGGGGAGUUAUAUUGACAUUCGGGAACACUACUUCGGACCGAUAGGUCUCGCUUGUGGUGGUAGCAGUUGAAAUAGUAGACCUAUAGCCUGUGACAGGGGAAACGUGAAUCAAAAGCGGGGGAAUACAUCGUACAGCUGGGCCGGUUACUUCAGGAGUAGGGAUUGAAAGGCUUGGUAUACAGCAGGCGGGAUGGCAAGUUGCACCUUCGAGCGAUGUGUACCUGUACCGUAGUAUUUAGCCUCGCGGAAGAUACAGUAACAUACUGAACAAUGUACUUCGUUGUAAAUAUGUAACUGUCAUCGACUUCAGCCCUGAGCUACCAAAGGAAAAGAGGAUAGCUUGCGGCUCUAGCAGAGUUUCGAUAUGAGCCACAUCGCUCCUGGUGAAUAUAGGUUGGUCGUAUCGUACAAUGUCUAAUGUAAUUGGCUAAGCUAUUGCGGUAGCGUAUACCACUAUUCUUGCGAUGUUUAGUAGAAUAUUGAUAAAGAUUAGAUUCGAAUUUCCGCGCUGUUGUAGACGGACUUUGUCCUUGAUUGAAUGAUGGCAGUCCGACGUGUAUCGACACAUGGCUGAGUGCAACACCGCGUUUCUAGUUUGUUACAAGUUUAUUAAAAUAAAUUCAAAGUCGAU